CAAUCGUUAUAGUGUCAGAGCUAGAAGACAACCAAGUUUGGCUGUCUUCUGCAACUGAGUUCCUAAUUUAGCUCACUAAGAGAUAAGCUCUGAGAUAUAAGAUGAAUUAACACCAACUGGUCAACCUUUGUUCUUCAGGAGGAAACCCAAAAUGGCUAGCAGAAAAGCCGGGACACGAAGCAAAACUGCUGCUAAGCGGGCACAGAGAGGUUCUUCCAACGUCUUUUCAAUGUUUGAGCAGUCACAGAUCCAGGAGUUUAAAGAGGCAUUUAGUUGCAUUGACCAGAAUCGAGAUGGAAUUAUCAGCAAAUCUGAUUUGAAGGAGACAUACAGUCAACUCGGCAAACUGAAUGUGAAGGAUGAAGAGCUGGAAGAGAUGCUGAAGGAAGGGAAAGGACCAAUUAACUUCACUGUCUUCUUAACACUCUUUGGGGAGAAACUGAAUGGUACUGAUCCAGAGGAAUCCAUCCUUGCUGCCUUCAAACUCUUUGACCCAAAUGGAACUGGCUUAGUGAACAAAGAGGAGUUUAAACAACUUCUGGUAACUCAAGCUGACAAGUUUUCUCUCGAGGAGGUAGAGCAAAUGUUUUCUCUUGCUCCCAUGGAUGUAGCUGGAAACAUUGACUAUAAAUCUUUGUGUUAUAUCAUCACACAUGGAGAUGAGAAGGAAGACUGAAGACUUGCGUAGGGCGAGGACUGGAGGCAACUCCCAUUCACCGUUCCUACUUUGUUAAAGAUUACAAUAAACAAUUUCAUGAAAAACAA
Messenger RNA from Pantherophis guttatus, 765 nucleotides. It is a transcript of the gene MYL7, whose product is annotated as myosin light chain 7. The record is from RefSeq and is a predicted model, not a curated record. NCBI's taxonomy places the organism in Eukaryota, Metazoa, Chordata, Lepidosauria, Squamata, Colubridae. Gene Ontology annotation, molecular function: calcium ion binding.